Molecule: messenger RNA, 1862 nt
Organism: Cygnus olor (mute swan)
Lineage: Eukaryota; Metazoa; Chordata; Aves; Anseriformes; Anatidae
Exons: 2
Coding region: 99-1862 (587 amino acids)
Source: RefSeq, a predicted model, not a curated record
AGACGGUGUCCCUGGGGUGUCUGGACGUCAACCACUGGGGCUGUGUGAUGCGUGGGCGGUGGCGUACCCAAAGGCCAUUGUGACACGGAGGGGUACCCAUGGCAACGGUGUCCCUUAUAAGGCCCGAGCCCCGGGCUGCCCAUUCACUCUCAGGAGAGCAGCUCUCUCAGGAGGCAGCAGCUCGCCUGGGUGCCCGUUGGAGUUCUCGGUCAGAGGACCUGGAGCACACCAUGGAGCAGCAGAAUAAGGAUCACUCCCAGCCCGCUGAAGGGCAGCAGAGGGUACAGGAGCGGCGCCAGUUUCUCUUGCAGAUGGAGAAGCUGCAAGACAUGAAGACGCUGCCACACAGUGGGGUGCGGCAGGAAGAGAGAAUCCAUCUGCCAGCCAUGCCGCCUUUCCCAAGGCAGGCAGCGACUCAGGCAGCAGCACCCAAGCAAGCGCGUGCAGCACAGACAUCGUCAUCUGAAAGGGUCACUUGCAAGCUGCCCCGUCUACAAGCAACAGCCUCUGCAUCUUCAGCUGCAGGAAGGGCAAAGGCGUUGGGCACAGAGGCCCACAGCCACCAAGAGCUUCUGCCACCUCUUCCGUGCAUCUCUGGUGAGAGGGACAAGGCAGUGAGGGCAGGGAGCCGGGAACGUGGCCCACACAGCCCUGUGGCCCCUGACGAGGACAUGGAGUACACAGUACGGUCCUUCGUCUCCACAGUCAUAAGAAACGCUCUAGCCUGCAACGAGGAAGCCAACAGCAAAGCAAGGCUUUCUCCCUCAGGCAGAGGUCCCGGGACCAAAGGCUACAGAACACCACCUCUCACCACAGCAGUGCCCCAAAAUGGGAAGAAGAAGAGUCAGCACUCGUCCAAAAGCAGCCCUGCAGCCCCUGCCGAAGAAAUUGAAGACCCAGUAAAGGCCUUUGUCUCCGCUGCCAUUAACAGUGCCAUAGCCCGGAACCAGGGAGCCAUGAGGGAGGCAAGGCUUUCUCCCUUGGGCAGACGUCCCAGGAGCAAAGGCCGCAUAACACCACCACUCCUCACAGCAGUGCCCCAGAACUGGAAGAAGAGUCAGCACCCUGCCAAAAACAGCCCUGCAGCCUCCGCCGAGGACAUGGAAGACCCAGUAAAGGCCUUCGUCUCCAGUGUCAUUAGCAGUGCUAUAGCCUGCAACGAGGGAGCCACGAGGGAGGCAGAGCUUCCUCCCUUGUGCAGAGGUCCCAGGAGCAAAGGCCACAGAACACCACCUCUCCUCACAGCAGUACCCCAGGAUUGGAAGAAGAGUCGGCAGGCUGCCCCACACUGCCCCACAGACUCUUUCGCAGCACUGCGGGACACAGCACAGUCCCUUGUGUCUGAAGUCCUGGCAAAGACAAUGGCUGAAAGCUGGGAACACGGCCAACGGCCUGCAGAACUGGUGGACCUGGCACACACGGGGUGCACAGUGACAUCAACAAGAGCAGUCGAGGUCCAGACAGACACGGACAGCAGGUGGACCACUGCUCUGCCAGGGCGCCAUCACCAGGCACGUUCAGGAAAACCGGCUGCCGGCAGGGACCCUGCACCAGCAAGCCCAGACAGGGGUGAGAAGCAAGGGCAGCAGAGACAGAUACACAUCAAACCCAGGCAGGGGAGCGGCAAGGAUGGGACAAGCCAGGGCCGGGGCAGGAAAGAAAGAGGUCCUGAGAGAUGGGAUGAAGAGGAAGAAAUUAUCAUCUUCAACUCCUGGAUAAACCCCAGCUUCCCCAGCCUCUUCCAGGAGCCACAGGCCUUUCCCCAGAAAGUGUGCAGCUCACCCAGCAGCGUGGACAGGGAGGCUGCAGCACAAGAAGCAGAACCCCCCAACAAGAGUCUCUCUUGGCUCACCGGACACUGA